AUGCAAUCCAUGUGAAACUUGUGUAAACGUAGAGGUCUUGCAGCCAGGUAAUGAAUCUUGAUAGUUGAUAUUUAACUUUUAAAAAUGCAUAAAUUUGAACCAAAUAAUAUCUUCUUAUUCACUUUAUUCGAUGCUACUAAUAUUGGGUAUACUUUAAAUUAAUAUGAAAGGCUAGAUCAGCAUUUGGGCAUAUUGAGUUUAAUAAUUAGUUCCUAAUAAAUAUUAUGCCACAUUAAUUAAUUACACUUAAGUAAGACUUAAUAAAUUAAUAAUUAUUUUAUUACUUUUUUUAAACUUGACAUCUGUCUUACUUACUAAAAUUUUAUUAGUAUUAGGCUACUUACUUGGGGUUGGGCGCACCAGAAGCACCCUUAAUUAAGUAUAAAUAAUAAGAGAUGGGCUGAUGAGGAUCACGAAGUGCACUAAGUCACUAAGUCUAAGUUAUAAAAUGUAGGCUUAAUAAUAAGAAUAAGAUUAAGUAGUUUAAGUAGCGUAAUAAUAUUUCUAAUAUUAAAUAAUUAAAUAUGAGACCAUAGUGCUAGAGCACAAUGCUUCCUUCCUCACCACACUCAGGCAGAAAUUUUAGUGGCUUCGUCAAAAAGAAAAGAUUGUAAAACAAACUAGAUCUUAGUACUUAGACUUAGAUAGUAGUUUUUGAGCUGUGAAUUUUUUUAAUGAGAGUGUCUAGUCUAGUCUAGUAUUAGUAUGGAUUGCACCACCUCAUUUUAUGACUAUAAUAUAUUAAUUUAACAUAGCUAUUAGAAUUAUUUCUUUAAACUUAUUUAAGCCUUUUUUUUUUAAACUUUAAAAUAUAUAAAUUUUGACCUUUUACAUCCAUGCACAUAUGACUUAACUACGACUACAGAUCAACAAAAAAGGGCAAAGUGCAGAUUUGAGUAUAGCAACUUCAUUGUGUCUUUAAGAAGAUAUCUGGGAAGUCCCCCCCUUGCCUUCCCUCGUGUAAUUUCAGUUAUGGGAUUGUUUACAUACUGCGCUCCAUAAUUAUAAACAUUCACGCAUAUUAAAUAUUAGGCAGUGUCUACACGUCUGGCGACCAGACAAAUAGUGCGAGAAAAUCUUCCGGCGGGCAUAUCACGUGAUCGCCGGACGACUAGUAGGUGUUAUUAUUCCGGUACCUGUGUCAUGUGACAAGAAGUUGCUGGCAAUAGUUGCCUUGUCAUUUUUAUAGUAUAUAAUAUUCCAAAAUUGUGUACAUAUAUUAGUACAGCGAUCCCUAGAUAAUAAAUAAACACUGAAUAUGUUAAUAUUUUCAAUGCUCUGCGAUAUAUAAAGUGUAUCAUAAGCGUUUGACUUUGAAUUAAAACUAUUUUUAUAAUAUUUGGUUAGUAGUAGUGGGCCUAAAUAAUAUAAACUCCGACUCUUAAAAAAAAAAAGCUCCACCUUGCAGCCUAAAUUUAAAAUAUAAACCAAAGUAAGACCAAUACUUGCCAGUUGACUUUCAAUAGUUAUUUAUCACCCUUACUAUGAUUUUUUUUUAUCAUUUCUCUCUCGCUCUCAGUAUUUUUUCCUUCCAGUAUGCAUUGCUUGCUCUCUCUCUCCCCCCCCCCCCAUCCCUUAUUUGUUGAAAUGAAUUAAACUCUCGCCCACAUGCAUCUCCGACACCAUUUUUCUGAUAGAUUUAAAAUAUAAACAAAAGUAAGACCAAUACUUGCCAGUUGACUUUCAAUAGUUAUUUAUCCCCCUUACUAUGAUUUUUUUUUAUCAUUUCUCUCUCGCUCUCAGUAUUUUUUCCUUCCAGUAUGCAUUGCUUGCUCUCUCUCCCCCCCCCCCCCAUCCCUUAUUUGUUGAAAUGAAUUAAACUCUCGCCCACAUGCAUCUCCGACACCAUUUUUCUGAUAGACUAUUAGUGGUCAUGUGACAGGGCUGACGGACAAAUAUUUUGCGCAACUUUGUUACGGUGGUCAUGUGACUAGGUCGCCGGACGAUUAUCUUGAAAACUUAUUUGUCCGGUCGCUGGACAUUUAGACACUUUGUAAAUAUUACAAAUUACUUUUUUUGUUAAGUUGUAAUCUGAUAAUGGCCUGUUGUCGCGGAAACACUAUGACACAGGAAGUGUCGAAUUUAUUAUGCAUUCUCAUUGACACAAUAAUAAAUAGAGCCCUCGGAAACACUAAUUAUUCUUAAGGCUCAACUCAUCCCUACCAGUUAAUAUGUAUAAAAUAUGCUACUGAAUAUAGCAUUAUACUGAAAGUUAAGGCUUUCUUUUUUAGAUUUCAUAAUUAUUAGGUUACCCUAAUAUUAUUAUUUUUGAAAAGGCCUAAGUAAAGCUCAUCAUAAUUAGUAUGAAGGAAUAAAUAGGAAAGCCUAAUUUUUAAUAAAUAGGCCUACUAUAGCAGACCUUAAAAAAGUUAACAAAAGCUAUUUUGUUUUCUAUGUGACAUUGUCCUCAUGUCACCCAUCCCAAUACAUGUUGUCCAUCUUCAAAAGGUGUCCAAGGCACCAUAUAAUUUAAUUUCAGCAAAUUUUUCAUCAAUGAUAGAGCUAAAUAUUUAGUUAUUUUUACUGUAAAAAUAUGCUGUCUCUUGGUCAACUCUUGUGUGCAUUAUCAUACUUUAAUAGAAAUAAUAUAAAGUUACCUUUAUUCUUCCUGUGUAUAAUAAAGAACUUUUAAGAAAGAUUCCCACUAGCAUAGGUUUCUACACUCCACUCUAGCUUUGGGGUUGGUUUACUAUAAAUAUAGGCAGGCAUUCCAUUCAUCUUCUCUGAACUUUUUUUUUUUUACAGCAUCACAAUGUCCGCCUUAGCUGCUAUGAGCCCACCUUGCAGCUUUGAUCAGCAAGGUAAAGCAGAAGCAUCAAAAGGUGUUUCAAGAAGACCUCGUUUUGUUAUCAAGCCAAACAUUAGGCCAGGUAAGGCACCCAGUGCAGCUCCCAAGCUUAAACCAGCAACACCGACACCCAGUGCUGCCACUGCAGGAGCACAGUCAAAUGUUGCACUCGCUAAAGAUGAUCUACCCCAGCUAUCACUGGAUGCAAGUGCUAAUGAUCAUGACAGUGGUAAAGAAGUAUUGGAAAAGAAAGCACAAGAAGCAGAUAUUGUGCCUGGUGGAGUAGUUACAGGGCAGGAGCUUAGAAUGCCACCGUCCACCACUGAUGCAGCCAAUGGGUAAGACUUAUCAAUUUUUACUAUUGUUUCUAGAAACAGUUUUUAUCACAAUAAGAGAUAUGAAAAUCUGUUAAGUUAGUGGGCCAUUGCUUUUAAGCAAAAUAAUUUUGUGUUUUGUUUUGUCAUCAUUCACUUCAUGUUUUUUCCUUUUACAACUUGAUUUCAAUAUCCCUAAUAUUAUUCCUUUUCACUGUGUCUCCUUAAAGCCCCAAGAUUAUACAUGUUGAUGACCGUUUGCAGAAAGAAGAUUGUGUCCCAGAUUUACCAGAUAAAGAUGACAGGGUUUGUCUAGCGGAUAAAGAUGAUGGAGAUAAUCCAAUGGAAGGCAGGAAUACAGAUUCCAGUAAAAUUAUUCCCAGUUCUGUCAAGACAAAGGUCCAGCUAAUGAAAAGUGGAAAGCUCCCAGGGACUUCAAGCAGUGUGGGCUUUAAAGAGCCAGUGGAGGAAGUCUGUGGAAAAUCAGAUGUCCCUGAUUUCCCUGAUGCUGUCACAGAAACAGAUACCUCAUGCAUGUCAGAAGCUAUGUCUCUGGAACCAGAUGAAGAGAGAACAGCUGAUGUUGAUAUUGACUUAAAGAAAGCUAAACGUCGAAGGGUAUGUCAUUUUAUAACUUGAACAUACUUUGAGCUCUGUGCCCCUGAUUAAUUUUUAUUUAAUUUCCAUCUAUUUAUAGUCACGCAGAAACAAAAAUCAAUGGACACUUUAGAAAUGGAAUUUCUUUUUAUUAUCUAUAGGAUAUUAAUUAUGUCCUCUGUUUAACUCCUUCAAUAUUUUACAUGUCGCCAGAUAAAAAAGCCCAGGGCUGAACCUUUGCCCAGCAGAGAGAAAUCACCAGAUCGUCAAAAGAUGAAAAUGAGUGACCUCUUGUCUUGGAACCCCCAUCAGAACUUCCUGCCGUUAGUAGAACAUAAUAAACUUUGUAAAAUAAAAUCUGGGUUUUUUUUUUUUUCUUUUUCUUUCUUUUAUUAACAUUUUAUUGCUUUUCUAAAAUUUGAUUUUAUUUUUACUUUUUAAAUUUUUCAUUCAUUUUUUUGAAAAUGAGUGACCUCUUGUCUUGGAACCCCCAUCAAAACUUCCUGCCGUUAGUAGAACAUAAUAAACUUUGUAAAAUAAAAUCUGGGUUUUUUUUUUUUUCUCUCUCUUUCUUUUAUUAACAUUUUAUUGCAUUACUAAAACUUGAUUUUAUUUCUACUUUUUAAAUUUUUCAUUCAUCUUUUGAAUGUUACGUUCAUUUAAAUAUUUAAUUUUUUCAAAGUUUUUAAAAAGGGCUUUAUAUAUUUACUUUUAUGAAGUUUUUUUAAAUGAGUGUAAAUAUUUACGUUUCCAAAAUUUAAAAUUGAAUAACUUUCAAUUAGUAAAUUCUUGUUACAGAAAAAAGAUAAAGAAAAAACCAAGCACUGCUGAUGAGAGUCAAUCUGCUGCUCCUACACCAAAGAUUGAUGAAGAUAAAGAGUCUAGUAAUCAGAGUGCUUCUUUGCCAGCACCUCAGAUUAUGAUUGGGCCUGAUGGGAAUGUUGUUCUUAACACAGAGAGGUAGGGAUGUUUUAGUAGUUGCAACAUCAAUCAGCCAUCUUGCAAAUUUAAUUACCUUUAUUGCCUGUUUUGUUCAGAUACUCCUAUAAUCCACGUAUCACAGCAGCUGAGAGACAAAAAGCUUUCACACUGCUACACGAUUUUGUAAACAUGUUGAAUUGAUUUUAUGUCCUUGCAAAGAUGUCAUCUUUUUUGUACAAGUUUUGUGCCGAGUCUGGUAGAUAAAAGUUCUUUGGUCUUAGAAUUUUAAUAUUUCUUGAUGUGGAAUACUCCCAUUCCUUGUUUAGUAAAUCUGAUAAUUUAAUCACACCGCAUUAUAAGAAAUUUUUGUUGACCAGAUAUUAUGACUCAAAAGGAUGCAUUGUCUUUUAUCAAGAGGAAAAAAAUAAUGUUUUGAUAUGUGUGGUUUUUAUUUUUCAAUGCUAUUAAAAAUAACUUUCAUUUCACCACUGAAGAUCUAUUAGAGUAAUUUAUUUUGUUAUAUUCUUACUUUAGCUUGUUGAUUGACACAGCUCAAGAGGAAAGUAAGCUCAAAGAGGUCAUUGAGGAAGAUGAUGACGACAGAUACCUAAACACAAACUCCUACAGGAAACAUAAGAAAACCAAGUUUUGGACAGAGGAUGGUAAUGCUGUUUUAUUGUUAGACAAUUUGUUCAGAACACAAUUUAAUGAUAAAAUCUUGGCCUGGUCAUUGACUAGAACAUACAAUUGGUUCACUUAUGAACAUGUGACAUUGAACUUUGCUAGCGCUAGCCUCGGAAGCCUUUUCAGCUUAAUAGUAAAUUAUUUUGUUAUUUAAAAAUCACAAGAAUGUCUUAAAUUUCCAUAUUUAAAUCCUAGGGGAAAUCCAGUUUUUUUUACCAAGGCAGUGUAAUGUUUGCAAUUUAUGCCAAGAAGUUAAGGGGUCUUUUUCAUGCCCAGGUUCUAAUGUUUGGUACAUAACUUAACCGUAUAACUGUCAUAACAGCCGAUCAGCGGCUGUUAAACCCUCUUCUGUGGGGUAACAGCCGAUAUAAUCGGUACAGCUAAUAUAAUCGGCUAGCAAAAUUGAUAUAAAAAAUGUGAAUGAUUUAAUGUAUAUUGAUUAAGGGGAAAUCUUUCUAUAUUAAACAGUUAACUUCCUAUUUCCAUUAGUGUCCUUUUAUCAGGGAUUUUUUUGUGUGAUUUAUCUGUUGUGAAAUUUGCCCCCAAAAAUUUGACUGUCAUAAUUUCUGAUGCUGAAGAGGUUCCUUGCAAAAUCAACACAUAAUUUCUUUAUUGGUAUUAUUAUAAAUGGAUUGAAAUAAAGCAAUUAUUUUAAAUGGAUUGAAAUAAGGCAAUGAUUUCAGACAUAUUCCACGUGCUACCAAUGACAGUAUUAGCUCUAGUAGUGAUGGUGACAUAAGAGUCAGAUUUUUACAAUUUUAGGGCUAAGCUUAGUCAUAUUGGUACAGACACAUUGGUUAGGAAAAGGGUGGUAAUCAAACAACAUAGGCAAAGGUUAGAUCCCAAAGACCUACCCUAAAGAGGUUCAAAUACAUUUAUGUUUGUGCAUGUUCUGGAGUAUUAAAUGAUAAAAAAUGAAUUUAAUAACUUCAUUUCAAAAGGAGAACUCAUUGCAUGCCUUAACCUUGUAUUUUGUAUGACAGAAAUUUGAAGGUAGUGAAUGUAAAAAAUUCACCAAUAUUAACACUUUUAAUAUAAGCACAUAAGCACCUAUAACUUAAUAUUUUCUGAAAGAAUUUUGCUUCUAGUGUUUCAACAACUUGAUUUUAUGAUAGUUUGAACAAUUUAUGGAGUAUUAAAGUGGGUUGAAUUCAGAAAUUAAGUUGUAAAAUUUUACUUACUCUGUAAAGGUCACGGUCGAAAUAAAACAUUAUAUAAAAACCUAAAUUCUUUUCAUACCAUAAGAUACCUUGUCCAAUGUACUUUCAGAUAAUGUAUACCCGUAAGAGUCACUGCAUUCAUUUAGCAUGGGAUUUUGUCAUUUUUGAAAAUGCUAAAAAUGGCUUGACGCUACAGAAAAGGGCACUUGACAGUUACUGGGUUAAUCUGUGCACAGGGGGCUAAUCUUUGACAGAUGAUACCUUAAUCUCAUAUACUCUUCAGUUAAACUAUCUCAAAUUCAAUGUAAGCGUAGCGACUUGCCAACUGCCACCUUUUGUUUCCCACUAAUUGUAGAAACAGAAAGGUUCUAUCUUGGAUUGAGCAUGUGUGGGACCGACUUCUCACUCCUGACUAACCUCAUGAAAGGGCGAUCAAGACGAGAGCUGAAGGUCAGUGGUCAUAAAUGUGUCGCAAAAAUGGGCACUUGUUAAAUAUGUUAAUAAUCCCAGUGGUAUUAUGUGUAUAGUUUAUGACGUAUUUCAGUACCAAGUGCCAACCAUCUUUUAUUGUUUUAAUUGGUGCCAUAAUAUUGAGGCAAGUGGGUUCGGGUUGGGAUUACUUGAUGUCUGGUUGAUGGCGGUGGUGAGCUUGGGCGAAGCUGUUAUUAGUAGAGUUUGGUAAUCUAAAUAUAUAUUAUUUACUUUUAUUUACAGUUAUUUCUUGUUGAAGACAAAUUACAUAUAUAGUUUUAAUUAUAGAUAGUGUAUCUGAAGAUUUAACUGAGUAGUUGUGUCAUCUUGUUCAAUAGCAUAGAUAAAGUUAUUGCAAAUAGCUUUGUGUUUUGACAAAAUGUACCAUGUGAUUGGGGGGGAUGUGAUCUUUGUUUUUAAUUUAUUUUGCGCCUGCAUCAAGUUUUUUAAACUGACUUUAACAAAGAUAAUGUAUAAUGUAUGUAGAUAAUAAUAUCUAUGGAGUCAAUUCUCUUGCUAGGCAGCAACAUGUGUUCUUUUUUGUCUUAAAUUCAGUUAUAUUUCAUACUAUAAUAUCUCAUACUAUAAGAUGUUAGUACUACAAUAUGUAGUUCUAAAAUAUGUUAGUACUACAAUAUGUUGUAUUAUAAUAUGACAUACUAUAUAAUGUUAAUGCUACAAAAUGUAGCACUUUAAAUUGUUAGUACUACAAUAUGUUAGUACUUUACCAUGUUAGGACUACAAUAUUUUAGUACUACAAUAUGUUUCUACUACAAUAUGUUAGAUUUAUGAGAUUUUAAUACCGGUACUACAAUAUGUUAGUACUAUAAUACGUCAAUACUACAAUAUGUUAGCCCAUCAAUAUGUUUGUACAAUUAUAUUUCCUACUCAUUUUUUUUCAUAUUUUACAGAAUAAAUUUCAGCGUGAGGAAAAAAGGAACAGACGUCUUGUGGACAAAGCAUUAGGUAUUGUAGAUUGGUUCCUCAUAUAAGGCAUUGGAUAUUGUAGAUUGGUUGCUGAAUACAAAACAUAAGGCAUUGUAGAUUUAUUCCAAAAUACAAGAUAUUAGAUAUUGUGUUUUGUUUUUUAAGCAAAACCUAUUGCCAACAAAUGCAAACAUGUCAUUCAGUGUUUGACUGGGAACAUACGCACCUGUUUAAUAAGUUCAUUAUCAGCUGUAAUUGCUACUUUCCAAUGUUGUUGAACAUAAGGAAUGAAAGAAGAGCUUGAGCUAUUUUUGAUGCAGGGUUAAAUUCUUGUCAAUCAGAAUCAAGAUAAUGAUAUUUAUGAUGGUGCAGUGUUCAGUUAUUUUAUGUCAGAAUCGACAUAAUUAUAAGGAAGUUUAACGCUGAUCCAAUUACUGUUGUGUGAUUUGUUAUUUGAGCAUUCACUGAGUAACACACUCGUCUCCAGCUAAUAGACAACCCUAUGACCCAGAACCUAUUGAGAAAAUGGCUGCUGAAGAAGAAGAGAAAGCACAGAAGCAAGCCAAGAAGAAGAUCAAGAACACUAACCCUGUGGACAAGAAGGAGAAAAAGCCCCCUAGAAAGAAGCCGGCCAAGAAAAGUAAGUCUCUACACUGAAAAAUUAAGAGAGUAAGGUUUCCUUGGCUAUAAUUGACACCUGCUUCUUUUUUUCCUUCUGGAUGUAGAACAAUAUGGAAAGACUUGAGACAGUUGAUAUGCUUUACUCAAAUUAUCUUCACUUAAUGCAAUUUUUUUGUUCAAGGGUGUAUCUGUGUUAUUGAUAAGUGUCCUGUCAGUUAACUUGAUGUCAAUGGUUUUUUUUUAGGAAAGAAGGAAGAAUCAGAGGAUGAGGAAGACGACUGGGGUCCAGAAUAUGAUGAGUAAGUUUGUCUUUAUUUUUUAAAAUUAAUAUUUUUGAAGUAAGCUAAAAGGUGUUAGAUGAAUGUAGCAGAAAGCUGGGUUAGUGGAGGGUGUCUUUGUACAACUGUCAUGCAGCAGUUAGUUGAGUUAGUGGAGGGUGUUACUGUACAACUGUCGCCACAAAUGCUGUGCUGCCAUUGAGGGAUUCACACGAGUAGGUUAUUAAGUUGUUGUUUUUUACCUUUACUUUCCCCCAUGCGCUUUUGUAUUUAUGAGAUUUGAUAGAUUUCUUGAAAUUAUUUAAAUAUAUCAAACUAUGAAAUUGUGUUAGCACAUGAUCUAUUAUAUCUAUUUCUGGGGUUUUUGUGGACUGGUCACAAUUCGUUACAGUGUGUCAAUGCCCCCUGCCCAAACCCCCUUGCUGACUCUUAACAUAAUUUAAGAACAACUGAUUCAAUGAAUCUCACUCAAAACUUUGGGUUCUGCAAGCUUCAGAAGAAAGAAAAAAUAUGUCCUGCAUUAUACGUUUCAUUCCUUGACUCCAAAUCUAAAGUGUUGGUGACUAAGAUUAUGGUGCUCAACUGCAGUUGAAUAGUGUGAUAAAUUUUUUUCAAGCUGCUUAUUUGCCAUCAUAACUGAGUACACAAGCUUUGCCUAAUGAAUGUGCUUUAAAUUUGGAUGACUUUUAUUUCUCAGGGAGAAUGAUGACAACAUGGAUGAAAAUGAUGAGACUUCUCGCAUCCCAGUCAUCAAACGCAUAAAGAAGGGAGAACUGUUGGCUCCGGACCAGCGAAAUAAAGCAGUCGGACCGGAGCAGAGAUCGAGAAAUUCUUUACCCCCCAAGCAAGUACAAGUUGGCCGUGAGCCUGAGGCCCCCAGAGUCAGGGGAACGCCAGGAAAGAACAUCAUGCAGUCCGUAGAACAAAUUGUCAACAGUCAACGUGUUGCUCCAAACAACCAAGGAACCCAUGGGGGGCCAAGCUUCCACACAAACACAUUGAGUGCCAUCCCUGGUUCGUCCCGGGUCCAGAUAGAGAUGGAAGGUGUGCAGAGCCCAGUCCAGGGUAUCAUCAUACCUUCAUCAAUGGUGCCCCAAAUAGCCCCUCAAUUGGGCAUCCCAGGGAACCCGGUGGGCAUUCAGAUCCUUCUGGUGCAAGAGGAGUCCUCAUCAGGGAAUUUGGUGCAUGUCUAUGUAAUACCAGAAGCUGAUAAGAACAAUGCGUCUGGUUCAUCGGCUCCUGGUGGACUUCCAGCUCUCAGCUCCCCUAUUCCAAGCCCUCACCCGACCACACCUCUGCAAAGUCCACUUCCGUCGGCACAGUUCCCCCCGUACAACACCAGACAUCCUGCGCCAAUUUGUAGCCCUCAGCCCUACAACCCAAUUCAGAGUCCACCAUUACCAAGAAGCCGCCAGCCAAGUGGCUCCUUCCCGAACUUGAUUUCUCCAAGAUUCAGGCAACCACAGAGCCUACAUUCCGCAGCACCCAUUCCCACGACCCACGGCGUAUCUACCUCAAUGAGACAUGGACUAAUUCCUGCCUCAAUUCCACAAGAUCACGUUUCUUUGCCUGGGAGUGGUCAGUUUCCUUCAGAGCUUUCAUCCCAGCCUUCAAUUCAUUAUCCAAAUAUUGCAAGGGGCAGGAACGCACCCUGCCAUUCAGGACUUCCCCCAUCACAGUCUCACCUGACUGCACAAGUUCCACCGCAGCAUCACUCAAAUCUAUCCACACAUGCACCUUGUGGUGGCGGUGCAACUCUGCCAGCGCCAACUGCCGCUUAUGACACAAUGAGGACAGGGCCGUCCGCUGGCCAGCCAUCAUCAUAUUCCCCCCUGCUUGCCACACAGACUAAUGCAGAUUACACAACCUCUGUACUUAAGCCAGUCAUUGAACAGAGGCUUGAUGUGGCAGCCCAAGAUUGUGACUAUAUGAUGGGUUCUUCUGAGAGACCUGGGACUCAAAUGGAUCCAUCGGUGCUGACAAAUCUAUAAAAUAAUAUUGUUUCUAUUUAUAGGUCAUUGAAAGGUUACAAUUAUGUUAUUCUGAUAAUUUAUAUGUGUAAGUGAAAGUAAUAAAACUGAAAUUGCUAAUCGCCCUGGAAAUGUUUUUUUGUAGUUGUUGGCGAGUUUAUUGAACAGUGGUCCUCAUAAAAAGGACUUGGUGGACAGUGGUCCUGAUAACAAUGG
Messenger RNA from Lymnaea stagnalis (great pond snail), 10947 nucleotides. The record is from the annotation of a GenBank genome assembly. NCBI's taxonomy places the organism in Eukaryota, Metazoa, Mollusca, Gastropoda, Lymnaeidae.